Messenger RNA from Triticum aestivum (bread wheat), 974 nucleotides. Its product is annotated as E3 ubiquitin-protein ligase ZNRF4-like. Gene Ontology annotation, molecular function: ubiquitin protein ligase activity. The record is from RefSeq and is a predicted model, not a curated record. Gene Ontology annotation, biological process: ubiquitin-dependent protein catabolic process. Bases 435 to 974 code for a protein of 179 amino acids. The transcript has 2 exons. NCBI's taxonomy places the organism in Eukaryota, Viridiplantae, Streptophyta, Magnoliopsida, Poales, Poaceae.
GGGGAACAGCGGAGCGACGGCGGCGGCGGCGGUGAGCUGCAGGCUGCGCGCUGGGGUGGAGGAAGGGCAGCAAGCUAACGCAGUCGACGGCCGGCGGUCGGGAGCAGCAUCAUCGUCGGGCAAAGUCAGAUCUUGGCCAGUGCUCGCUCGCCAUUCUAAAGAUUGAGCUGUUUCGAUUCGUUGCUACCCACGAGGCAUGCCUUCGCCGCUGAGGAACAUGCCGGCGGUGGCCGCCGCGGCGACGGAGUGCCGGCUCAGCGGAAAAGCGGUUGCCAGGCAAGGCAUCAUCGCCGGCAAAGAUCACAAGUGCUUUGUGCGCCUGCACGGCGACCUGAUCGUGAGCUACCGGAUGCGCGCGGUGGGAGGGUCCAAGAGACCCAGGCUCCUGCACGAGGAGGCUCCCAAGAAAUUCGACAAACUCUUUGAGCUCUUCAAUGUUCAAUCCGGAAGCCUUCUUCCAGAGCUACGUGGCCUGCCGCGACGCCAUCCACCAGAUGCUCGCGCAGACGCCGCUCGUCAGCGAGUUCGACCUCGCCCCCGACAACUGGGACGACUUCCUGCCCCACGAUCUGGCCACGCUCAUCGUGGGCGUGGCUCGGCGCGACGCCGAUGAACAGGGGGGCGUCGCCCUUCGCUACAACGUCCACGUGGACCUCACCAUCUGGGUCAAGAUCGUCUACAGCGAGCACAAGGCGCUGCUCCUUGCCUGUAACCAGCGUGCCGCGCUGACACGGUGCCUGUUCGCGGCGACGCCGACCGACUGCUGUGUGUGCAUGGAGGAUUUCGCGGCGGCGAUAGACGGCGACACCACCGUGAGGCUGCCGUGCUCCCACGCCUUCCACCGCGCCUGCAUUUUGCCGUGGUUUUACAAGGCGUCCACAUGCCCAAAGUGUCGCCAUGGCUUGUCCAUGUACCUUGAUGCCGCCACCGACACACCAAUGGGGAACUUCCCCGGCCUCCCCAAACCUUCCUGA